Messenger RNA from Penaeus chinensis, 3297 nucleotides. Its product is annotated as piggyBac transposable element-derived protein 4-like. The transcript has 4 exons. The record is from RefSeq and is a predicted model, not a curated record. Bases 568 to 2556 code for a protein of 662 amino acids. Lineage: Eukaryota; Metazoa; Arthropoda; Malacostraca; Decapoda; Penaeidae.
ACUGUGUACUAGCAUCAUCUAAUGAGACAUUAGAGUACAUACAAAAGAAAAACAUUAUUUCUGCAACGUUUUUAACUAGACGUUCUCAGAUGACAGUGUGCAACAUGUUUGUAGCAGCUCAGUCAAUAGUGCCACAUGGAAGGGGAAAGAGGAAAAUUCCAGAGGACUACAGUAAAAUAAAGAAAGAAAUUAGGAAAAUAAAUGGGUAGCAAUGAUGAAUGAAAUGAAUACCAUGAUAUGCUACAUAUAAGUAAAGGAUAAAGAAUUAUCAACAGUGCUUCAUAAAAGAGAUGGCAGGUCAUUAGAAAUGGAAGAGAUACACAAGCUUAUUAAAAUCCUCUCUGCAAAACAUACCUUCAAUAUGAUGAUAAUGGCUGUAAACGCUUUUUCAGGAUUUCCAAAGUUCAGUGUAGUGACACAAUGGCAAGACCAAGACGAAACCUUAGUGAUUUUCAAAUUUCGGAAGUGCUUCUUGCCUCAGACAAUGAGAGUGAAAUUGACUGUAUUGAAGCAGAGGUACUGUAUGAUAGUGACCUUGACGAAGAAUAUGUGCCUAGUCGUUAGGAAAUGAUAGAAAGUUCUGACAGUGACUCAGAAGAAGACGUCCCACGCCGCCGCAUAGAAACAAAGGCGGCUGGUCAGAAGAGGAAGAGGCCUAGGCACCUCCCCUCCACCAUCUCACCUGAUAACAUCGCCACCCCCUCUACUGGCCUUGCCACCUCUACUCCUGGCCCUAGUGGCUACUCUGUUCCACUUGCCGUUGGUGAUUCGGAUCCACAUUCUUCUACUGCUGCCCAUGCUGCAACCCCUCCUGCUGUCCCUGCUGCAACCCCUGCUACUGCUCCUGCUGCAACCCCUACUACUACUCCUGCUGCUCCUGCUGUCCCUGCUCCAACCCCUGCUACUGCUCCUGCUGCAAUCCUUGCUACUACUCCUGCUGCUCCCCGAGGACAACGGCGACAACGUGCAGAUGAUGGGGAGUUGCUAGUAACUUUUAACUCGGCAACUGUGAAAAGUAACUCUGGUUAUACGUGGCACACAAGCCCACAGGUGGCUGCCGCAAGAAGGACACCAGCUCGCAAUAUUGUGGUGUCAAGUAGGCCAGGUCCCACACAAGCAGCUUCUCAAUGCACCACACCUGAGGAGUGUUUUCACCUGUUUAUGUCCACUACAAUUGUUGAUCUUAUUGUGGACUUUACUAACAAGAAAAUUGAUGAUGUUGCCACAAAAUACAAGAGGAAGACAGCAACUGUACAGCACACAACAGCUGCAGAGAUACAUGCCCUUCUAGGUGUUCUAAUAUUUAGCGGCUACCGCAAAGAUAACCACCUAAAUACUAGGGAAUUGUGGUGCUCUGAGGUAGGGGCUUUGUUCUACAAGGCAGCAAUGUCUGAGGUCAGAUUCAAUUAUCUGCUAUACUGCCUCAGAUUUGACGACAUCGGCACACGUGAGCAGAGGCGGGCCACAGACAAAUUCGCUCCGGUCAGGGAAAUGUGGGACAUGUUCAUGGCAAACUGUGAGGAUAAUUACACACCUCACGAGAACCUCACAGUUGAUGAACAGUUGCUUGCUUUUAGGGGAAAGUCCCCUUUUAAAAUGUACAACCCUAAUAAGCCAGCAAAGUAUGGGAUAAAAAUCGUUAUGGUGAACGAUGUCCAAAGUAAGUACCUGUUGCAAGCUAUUCCCUACCUAGGAAAAGCAGGUACAACAACAAGGCAUGGGCUGACGCUGGGCCACAUGUUCACCAAAGAUUUAACCAGCCGCUACCAGAACACGAACAGGAAUGUGACAACAGAUAAUUGGUUUACGUCUGUGCCCCUCAUACAGGACCUCCUGACUAUUGGGCUGACAUUGGUGGGCACAGUCAGGGCCAACAAGCCAGAAAUCCCACCUGUCAUGAGGGAAAAGAAGGACCGCAGACCCGGGAGUUCAGCAUUCCUCUUCACAGACGAUAUGACACUCGUAUCAUACGUGCCAAACACACAAACAACAAAGAAGAAUGUGCUCCUCCUUUCAAGUAUGCACACACAGCAAGUAGUGAAUGACGUCACCGGAAAGCCUAACAUCAUUGAAUUUUAUAAUGAGACAAAAGGAGGGGUCGACACGUUCGAUCAAAUGUGUGCAACAUAUACUUGCAGCAGAAAAACAAAUAGGUGGCCAUUGUGUGUUUUCUUUGGGAUGGUCAAUGCAAGUGUCAUUAACUCCUGGAUUAUAUACAAGGCAAAUAAUCCAACGCUAGGACGCAAGGAAUUGCACAGGAGAAAAUUCAUGCAUGGACUGGCCCUGCAACUAAUCAAGCCCUCAGCGCGGGAACGGAUGAACAACCCGUCUCAGCAUCGCCAGGUGAAGCUGGCCAUAAGACAGGUGUGCUCCCUCAACCUCCCCUCUGGCACAGCUGCAGGUGCUGGAGCAUCGGCAGCCGAGAUGAGGAACCCUAUGGUCCGUUGCACGAAGUGUGACUCCAAGGCAGACAAGAAGACACGUUUCAGGUGUCACAGCUGCCGCCAACCUGUCUGCCCGAGCCACUACUUCCCCUACUGCUGUGAUUGCCUCUAAGGCUGAGGUUUGUUGAUAAAGAACAGCUGAUCGGUAGCGAUGCAAGUGAGACGGGGUUUCAGUUGUAAGAUUGCUUGAGUUUAGCGUUUGUGUUUCCAUGUAGCUCGAUUUUUCCAUUUUAGGAGAUUUCUAAGAUAGAAAAGAGAGAUUACUGUGAUAUUCAAACUCUCAAGAGAGAAAUUAGAUUCCAAAAGAUUCACAUUAGGCAACUGAAGAAUCAUAAAUGCUUUAUUAUGGCAAAGUUAAGGUCAAUUCUGCAUUUAUUUCAGAUUGAUUCAUUGAUAUUAACAUGGUAUUUCUUUCUUCUUCUUUUUUUGUACACAGCAGUCCUACCUUGCAAUUAUCAUUUCAUGUUAAAAUUAUUCACGGCAUAACAAGGGGCGCUCACUAAAGACUUCCCAUGGACCACUUCCCGUGGAUGCAUUUAUUAGUCUUUCUCUGCAUAGGUCCCACCAAGAGUGACACACGUCUCCACUUGUUUUAUGCUCCUCACUUGUGGGAGCCUGCAGGUUGUGUUUGGAGCCAUGAAGUGACUUCAGAAAUCAGUGUCUCAUCUUGGAAGCAUUUGCCCUUCAAAAUUGACUGCAUGGAUGAAAAGAGAUGAAGGUCAGAUGGUACAAAGGCAGGAGAAUAAGCAGGAUGGGGAAGGAUGUUGCAGCCACAGGACCCCGUUCCCAUCUGGGCAAAGGUUCUGUGAACUUCUUUGAGGUAUCUCAGACAUUCUUUGUUCUAAAACCGUGG